AUGGGACGUGAGGAGCAUGGAGGGACUUGGCACAUGGACGCAGCUCAACUGGAUACGCAAAGGAAGAAGGGAGAAGCCAUCUUGAAGACCAGCUCGACCGUCUACUCGACCAACCGGUCGAGUUCCUCAACUCGACCGGCCAAGCUUCAACUCGAUCGAGCUGAGAAGUUUUACCAAACUCCUAGACCUCUGCAAGUGCACAGAUCGCGGAAGUAUGGGUAUCGAACACAAGGACUGGCUAUUGAGUACACUUUGAAACUAUGGAUUUUGGAUCAAGCUAAAACAAAAGUAUGA
Molecule: messenger RNA, 294 nt
Organism: Microthlaspi erraticum
Lineage: Eukaryota; Viridiplantae; Streptophyta; Magnoliopsida; Brassicales; Brassicaceae
Source: the annotation of a GenBank genome assembly